AAUACAGGCCUUUAACUUGCCAUGGAGUAUUUUUAAAUUGUAGCAUAGUUGAACUUGAAUAUUUUUUUUCCAUCACGCAUCUUUCUAAACCACACUGACACAUAAAGCUGCUCACACAGUUCAUAGAUAAAAGGCACUGUAGUCUGGUGACGGUUGGCCCCAGCGUUAAGCUCAGGUGAAACGUUUGGACUCCCAACAACUUAAACGGUUUGGGAAUUUCCAACGGCUCAGAGAGAACAGGAGAGGGUCAUCUGUGGCGAUCCAGGUAUAGUCAUCAUGAUAUUCCUUUCUCUACAGACAAAAGCAUGGAUGUUGGUGAAUAUUCACUCCCAGAAAGCAUCAAUCCUAAUAAUUUCCCUGCCAAACUGUGGCGUUUGGUGAACAACCCGGCCAGUAAAGCCAUCUGCUGGGACAGCUUCGGAGAGGUCAUCAUCAUUGAUCAACAGCUCUUUGAGAAACAGAUCCUGUGUCCCACCACCACCUCAGAUAACGCUGACGCUUUUAAAACAGCGAACUUCUCGAGCUUUGUCCGCCAGCUCAACUUGUACGGCUUCAGGAAAGCCGAGUCAGCUACUAAAGACGGCCAGCAAACUAAAAGAGACAGUGGGACGUUCCAUCAUUUUUACAACCCAAACUUCAGGAGAAACCACCCUGAACUUGUUGCGAGUCUAAGGAGACUCACUGUCGACAAUAAGGCCAAGCUACAAGCCGGUCUGAACGUGAACUGUCGGCCUCCAAGUCGAUACCAGAGAUAUGGUGGGGGUGAUGAUGGCAAAGACAAACCUGUGAAAAGAGUUUCUGCAGGCACUUCAGUGCUCAGCCCCACACAUCAGUCAACUCAUCCUUACUAUCCACAUAAAGCUCUGGAAGUGACAUCACACAGUGGAACCCCAGCCCCGCCUCGAUACCUGAUAAGGGGUCACGGUGCAGCUCUUUCUCCUUCUGUCUUCACUGCAGACAAAGGGAUGCCAGUAUCUUUAAGCCAUCAUUACACUGGUGUAGCCUCAAGCUCCAAUGCUGGCCAUAUUCAGCAGGGUUUACUUGCCCACACAAACCAUGGAAAUGCAAAUUUCACCACUUUUAAUCCUCGUAAUCCACAGUAUCCGCCUGGCCUCUAUUCCCCAGUUUGCCAUUGCUACCAUACAAACCUUGUGGCAUCACCUAUGACUGGUAGUGGGCUUCAGACAGGGCUGUUCUCUCCUCUUGGUUAUUACCAGGCAGGAUACCCUGUGCAUAUGUUGUAUCAUGGGGACCAAAGCCAGGACUCACAGAAUAAGGAAAACCAGGAGAUGAAAAAAUGUGACAUUAAUUUAGACACAAUUUUCCAGAUUGCUGAUGAAGUGAUGCAAACUCCACCCAGUAACAGCUUUGUUAAAGUUGUGACCCCAGAGAAGGCAGGCCCUGUGUUAGAGCUGUCCUCCAACACCUGUAACACCACGCUGUGUGACAAUCCUGCCAGCACUGUCAAAGGUGACCCUUUGUGUGCUGGACCCAUUAUAAUGGCUGUGGCAGGCAAUGUUGAACUAGUCACAUGUGGAGAGCAGGAGGAAUCUGUGGUCUUAGUACCCGAGCAAAUGCCUGAAGACGCCAUAUUUGAGGUUACCAGUGAUGAUGGAAACACUGAGGUUGAAGGUGUCAAGGUUAGCGAGAGUGACUGAUCCCAGUCAGGUUUAACAGCAACAGCAGGACACCAAAUCUUUAGAUCUCAACAUGUUGAUUUGAUUGGCAUGUGACAGGGAGUCUUGAGGAUGUGAUGUGUAAUAGUGAAGUUUUCACCAGGCUUCAUUAUGCACUUUAAUGAUUGUUGUGUUGGUAUGUUUUAAUUUAAAUCUUAUUUUAAACAUUUUGCAAAAUGUACAUUUUUAUUAAGAAUUAGAAUUACUUGUACCACAGUGCACUUAAAAAAAUGUAAAGAAAGAUCUACAUUUACCUAGAUUUUUACACCUUAUUUUAUAACAUGUUUUUCCAACUUGUGAUGUUUUUAAAGAAUUGUGAUUUAUAGUAUGAUUACACAUAUUUGCAGCAGGAAACCUACCUAAACUCAGCCUCUCUCCAUUUUGAGAUGCACAUUUUGACUUACAUUUUAAUUAUAUAACUUGCUUGUCAUAGUAAGUUACAGUAAAUGGGGGAGAAUAUAAAUUAUUUUAGGAAAAUAUUAAAAUGUAUCUACUAGUAACUGCUUUGUGGUAGAGAUGGUGGUGGUAUUUUCCCCACCUUUUUAUUUUGCAUUGCAUCUCUUAAAAGGUGCAGUGUUUUUAAACAUGUAACUUUCAAAGACACGUGUUAUUAAAAUUAA
Molecule: messenger RNA, 2296 nt
Organism: Lates calcarifer (barramundi perch)
Lineage: Eukaryota; Metazoa; Chordata; Actinopteri; Centropomidae
Gene: hsf5
Product: heat shock transcription factor family member 5
Exons: 7
Coding region: 306-1658 (450 amino acids)
Biological process (GO): regulation of DNA-templated transcription
Molecular function (GO): sequence-specific DNA binding; DNA-binding transcription factor activity
Source: RefSeq, a predicted model, not a curated record